Molecule: messenger RNA, 576 nt
Organism: Panicum virgatum (switchgrass)
Lineage: Eukaryota; Viridiplantae; Streptophyta; Magnoliopsida; Poales; Poaceae
Product: indole-3-glycerol phosphate lyase, chloroplastic-like
Exons: 4
Coding region: 1-576 (191 amino acids)
Biological process (GO): L-tryptophan biosynthetic process
Cellular component (GO): chloroplast; cytosol
Molecular function (GO): tryptophan synthase activity
Source: RefSeq, a predicted model, not a curated record
AUGGCUUUCGCCAUCAAGGCUGCAUCGACCUCCAACUCGACUUCUUCCCCGGCGGUUCACCAGUUGUUAUCGCUCACGACGCGGAUGGCGUCGGCCGCAAAGAUGCCGGCGGGGCGGAGGAAUGCUGCAGCGGUCAUCAGGGCGGUCGCCGCCGCUGUGGCUCCGCCGCCUGCCCCGGCGCCGGCCAGGCCAACGGGCGACCAGCGGUGCCUCAGACCAUGUCCAGGCUCAAGGCGCAGGACGGCGUUCAUCCCGUACAUCACCGCCGGCGACCCCGACCUGGCCACGACGGCGGAGGCGCUGCGGCUCCUGGACGCCUGCGGCGCCGACGUCAUCGAGCUCGGCAUGCCCUUCUCCGACCCCUACGCGGACGGGCCCGUCAUCCAGGCCUCGGCAGCGCGGGCGUUGGCGAGCGGCACGACGACGGAUGGCGUGCUGGCGAUGCUCAAGGAGGUGGCGCCGGAGCUGUCGUGCCCGGUGGUGCUCUUCUCCUACUUCAACCCCAUCGUCCGGCGGGGGCUGGCCGACUUCGCCGCCGCCGCCAAAGAUGCCGGUGUAGACGGAGUGAAGCCAUGA